AUGCACGCGCCUGUUCUCGUCCUGAGUGAGCCUCCCUGUUCCUUGUACCUUCUCCAGAAUGUUUUCGUACCCUCCACCCCCAGGAUCUCUGGUUUUAUGUAUAUUGUGCCACUUUUCCUCAUGUCACGUGCAAAACCUUUGUCGUGUUGAUCCUGGAAAGCCCAGAAUGAUGUUGUAAUCACCUAAAGCGGCAUUUUCGGUUUGUAAUGGAGUGCAUGGAGAGGGUGUCGAAGUAACAGAUCAUUCCUGGAUUUGCUCUCUUCAAAGCCAGAGUUUUUAUUUUUUUAAAUAGACGGGGGAUUCGCUCCAGUAUUUUUGAUCUUUUUCACAUAGAGUUUCCUUCUCUGGUUAUUUGGCAUCAAUGAAGCAUUUUUUUUCUAUUAUAUGGUGUUAGCAGCCGAUUUCUUUAGGAUGGGCUUUGUUUUGCUCUGAAUCAUUCUGCCCCUUGUCUGCUUCUUUUGUUAUCUGCUUUUCGUUGAAUGUGUUAAUUGCUAUUAGAUUAUAACAUUUGUUUGGCUGUCUCUAUUUUUUAACGAAAUGUGCAGAGGACUCUUUGAAACGAGAAUCUGGGGCUAAGGUGCACCGCGCCAAUAUCCAAGCCUCAAAGGUGAGAUGCUUUUCUCCCUCUCCUCAUCUCCUCAAUAUGAUUGAGAGAAGAAAUGGGCUUGGAGUCCUUUUUCCUCCGGUUUAUUAUUGAUUUUACGAUUGUGUUUAGUUACAGUGUCACAAAUGAAUUUUUUUCUGACGAACUGCAAGAUAGGAUUGUCAAUUUUUUUUUAAUGUUUUAUUUGAUGUUAUUCAAUUAAAGAUCAAAUUGCUCUGAGUUUUCACUAUACAUGACACGAUUGAUCAGACAUGUUUUGCUUGGUAAGCCUGAAUCUCUUUUUCUACAUAUGCUGAACACUUGUGGUCGUUUUAUGAUCUUAUUUGAGGAUGGUGAUCGUGAUGAUCUGUAAGAGAAUUAGUCAGUUGAGACGGUGAUCACGAUUAUUUGUGGGAAAGUUGGGUAUGAUGUUUUGCACCAAGGAACACCAGUCCUCUUGAAUGUUGGGGGUUUAGCAUAGUGCUCACCAUUUUUGCGUAGAUGUUGUAAAUAUUGUCCUAAACUGCUUCGGAAGCAUGGUGAAACAACAUUACAAAUUGUCCUUUCUCUGGACUUCAGUAUUUACUCGAAUCAUUCUAUUUUGGUGCUAAGUUACGGGCAGCGUGUAGAAAAUGAUAACAACUAUCAUAUCCAUCCCUGUCAGUAACUUAAAACCUGGACUAAGAUCAAACAAUACUUUGGAAGAAGAGGAUAAAUGACCUUUCACUAAGCAGUCCAAUGCAAUUUAAUUCGGUUUCAUUUGGUCUUUAACUCGUAUAGUGGUAAUGAUGGUAAUGAUUUUUUCAUGUAUGGUUAUAUAGGGCUAGGGAGGUUGGGUUUCUCAUUAUUGCACCGAGCAAAAAAAAUAUUUUGCUGUAUGGUUAUGUGCAGUGACACAUAUAUGUACAUAUGCACGCAUAUAGGUUGAUAUUCAUAGAUAGGGAUAGAGCAAGGGAGGUUGGGGUUCUCAUUAUUGCACCGAACAAUUUUUUUUUUAAAUGUAUGGUUAUGUACAGUAUUCUUUUUUUUUGGGUGCCUGUGUCUUGAGGCUGUUGUACACCGGCGUAUGUACUUAAAUUUGCACUCAUAUAUAUAUAUAUGUAUUUAGCAAUACGUAUGCAUCUGUACCUUUAUGGAUAUAUGCGCAUAGAAUUGUGCAUCCCGUUGAAAUGUGUAGCUAGUUAGGAAGAUGGAGUCACUUCCCAUUCUUCGUUGCUAUAUCACAGAUCUAAUGCUCGUUUCAGACAUGAGAUUUUUGCCUGUUUAUGUUGGAUUUUAGUUUGCCGUUCUCUUUAUCAUCUUACAUGCCUAUUUCUUCUUACAGCCUUUGAGCAUGAACAUCAUUGCUGGUUGUCACAACCGCUAUUUGAAUUAUGUAAUCCUAAAACAUUGUGUAGCAUGUUUUCUAUCAGUGUAUAUGAUUUUUGACUCUGUACUCUGUUGCCUCUUGCAGGCAGUGGCUGACAUAAUACGUACUACGCUGGGUCCUCGGUCUAUGCUGAAGAUGCUGCUUGAUGCUGCUGGAGGUACUGCCACCUCUUGUCCCAUUCUGUGUGAAAAGAAAAGAAUUCUUGGGCUAGAGAUGCAUAUUUCCUCUUGUUUUAAUGAACAUGAUCUUAUUGGAUUCGUUGGCCAAAGUUUGUUUCAACCAUUUGCCUUGGUGAAAAAUAUAAAUGAUCAUUAGGUUGACCUGUCGAAAAGGGAAUGAAGAUAUGGCUUACGCAGGUUCGAACCAUGACUUCAGAUCCCUUUGGGGAUUGUGUAGGGGGGGUAAAUACUGAGUGUUUUUUCUUUCCUUUCAUGGAAGCAUAAGAUGUGGGAGAUGGAUGGCGCUCAGGUGUUGUAGGGAUCUAUGGUAGAAGCUUCGAUGUUAAGGAGUCUUAUUAUUGCAGUUGCAUACUGAUCAGGCUUAUGGAGGACUAUUGAUCCCUUUGUUGAGACAAACUGGAUUAGGCUUUCAUUUGUUGACUUCUCCAUUUGUGUGAUAUUAUGACUGCUAUUAAAUGAAAUGGAUAAAACGGUAGUGAUAGAAAUAAGGAAGGGAAUGGUUGACGGUUGUAGCUUGGUGUGAAAGGUAGAGGCGGGGUCAAAAGUGUCAGUUAAAUGUCAACUCUGGCAUCACAGUGGGAGUACACAGAAAAAGAGUCCAUCGUACACCUAAAGAAGAGAAUCGUGUGUCUUGGUUUUAUUCAUAUGAUUCAUACUAAUUCAAUACAUUCCAAGUUGACUCAGUUAUCAAGGAUUGGAUUGAUAGCCUUGUUUGAUCAGGCCAACUUUCAUUCACACCACAAAGUACUGGAAGAAAAGGAGAGAUUAAAAAUGUUUGAAGGUGUUGUAACUUAAUGUACAAAAACACGGAAAGACACUGCCCAAGGAGAUGUAGAUGGCAUUAAACUACUUUGGCUUCAGACCAUACUUUGAAGAAAGAACCAUAUGCAGUAGGGCUUUGUGUCUUCCGUUAUCUGUUAUGAACUGGUUCAUAGUUGCUUUAAAAUUUCGAUUUCCUAGAUUGAUACUUGUCAAAUUUUUGGUUUAAAAGACCCGUCAUCUGCCUUCGUCAGUACUGGAACAUGUUAAUUGGAACAUUUCCCCUAGCGAGCUAACAAAAUUACUUUGAAAGUUCAAAGGUAGUUGUAUACUCGUACUACAUUAAUUUAUUUUGAUUGUCAUUUUAUGCUUGUGCAAACCAUUAUCAUUUAUCUUGGAUUUUUAUUUUUCUUCAUAAUGGGGGGUAAUCAUCUGCCUGUUUUUAAAAUAUAAGACGUUUUUUCUAAAGUGGACAACACCACAAAUGCAUUGAACACAAAGAGAGAGGAACAUGAAAUCACAUGAUUAGUGAUAUCUGAAAGUAGCAUUAUUUACGCAAACAUCACUGGUCUAAAGUUGAUUUGUUGCGUUUUGCAUAUUUAUCUGAGUUCUGAUAAUAGAUAUUGAUGCACAUUUUGUUGUGGUUGAUAGGUAUUGUUGUUACUAAUGAUGGAAAUGCCAUUUUACGUGAGCUAGAUCUGGCCCAUCCUGCUGCUAAGGUAGGAAUUUUGUGUUCUAUGUUUUCUUACUCUUUGCAUCACGCAGAGACCUUGAUUUACGUUGAUGUGGCCUUAAUCGUAAUGUUGGACUCCCUUCCCAUGCCAAAAAUGUUAAAAAAUGAGUUUCAAGGAAACAUUGAGGACUUUAUAUCCAUACUCCUGAAAUUUUUCGCCUUACAUGAGAAUUGAAUUAUUUAUAUUAUGCCACCCCAAGUGUUGAGGUAAAUUAUGAGAUGCUCCACCUGAUUGAAUAAAGUGUUAUAGCAUAGCACAGAAAUUAUCUGUUUAUCUCUUGGUGAAGCGUUGUUUGCAAGGAGUUUCCACUGUCAUGAAAUACGACUUCAUGUUUGCUAAGAUAGUACAACAUAUGGUCUUAAGCUUGUGCAUUCCUUAUCUAUGUAGGAUGAAAAUAUACACAGGUGCUGUAGAAUAACGUCAGUUCACUCAGUUUUUGGUGCAGACUUGAGCAUAUCUGACAUUUUCAUUUAAGUUGGUUUUGGGUUUGUUUUUGAUAGUCUAUGAUCGAACUAAGUCGCACCCAGGAUGAAGAAGUUGGGGAUGGAACAACUUCUGUCAUUAUUCUUGGUAUGUUGGCUUCUCUCUCUCUCUCUCUCUCUCUCUCUCACACACACACACACACACGCAGACAGCGCCCCCCCCCCGGUAAGAAGCUGCUGGGUCUAUUCUUUACGAGAACAAAGGAAUGUAGAGCAGGAAUGCUAACUUUCUUUUUGAGUGAAUAAUGACAUCUCAUAAUUAAGAAUACCUUUUUAAUUUGUGACCCAAUUGAGUGCUCUUUUGUUCAAAUUUUAUUGCAGCUGGUGAGUUGCUACAUGUUGCAGAAGCUUUUAUUGACAAGCACUAUCAUCCUACUGUUAUUUGCCGAGGUAAAACCUGGUUGUAUCUUGUUCGUUGUUCGUCUUAAGUUCCAUAUCAUUUUUGGGUUUUGAUCGUGCUUGUUGUACACCUGAUCUAUAUCUUCAGCGUACACUAAGGCUCUCGAAGACUCUAUUGCGGUGCUUGACAAAAUUGCCAUUCCAAUUGACGUGAAUAAUCGUAAGCACACACUGUUUUCUAUUCCCUUGAUACCCUCUCUAUACUUUUUGAAAAUUGAUGCUACUAUCUCCUCCAGUGUGCACAUGAAUUCAUUGAUGCAGAGGCAAUUCUCAUGCUUCUCCACAUUAUUAUUCUAUUUUCAACUUAUCCUUAUUGGGAUGAGAUAUUCACUGCGUUACUAGUUAAUGGAUUUCUUACUUGUUUACUUUCUGUAUUGAUGAAUUUUAUCGUUUCAGGUGCCUCAAUGCUUGGUCUGGUCAAAAGUUGUAUUGGUACAAAGUUUACCAGUCAGUUUGGUAACUUAAUUGCUGUAAGUUCUCUAUUGCAAUCAUCUAUGGGCACCGAGUUUCGUUUCUUCCCUUUGUUGGGAUCUUUAUUCGCAACAAUUUGUCUUAUCAAUAGUGCUGCUUAGGGAACAUCUGCUUCGUGCUUUUUUAAUUAGAUUUUCUACGGGCCUGUUUUUUCUUAGAGAAUAUGUGAACCAAAUGCAACAUAAUGGAGUAAUUCAGAACAGUUGGUUGGAACCGAAUGUCAGGCAUUUUGAUCUGUUUGAAAGUUUAAUGUUAUUUUUUUACAGGUUUUCAUUUUUUUUUAUUUUUUUAAUCGUUAAGUAUGAGAUGCCUCAAGGUUUGAGCCUAAAAACAAUCACAUUUCUUUCCCAUGUGUGUAUGAAAAAAAUGUGCUAUAAUCCGUGGAAUAAGCAUGACUCAGACUUAAUUUCUGUGGUUUUUUUUUAUUGCAAUAUCUUUACAUGAAUUUCUCCUUAUCUGUUGUUUUUAAUUUUGAUUUCAAUAACGACCAGACAAAGAUUUGAUUUUUUGUAGGAUCUUGCAAUUGAUGCUACUACUACAGUGGGAGUGGAUCUUGGUCAAGGUUUGAGAGAGGUGGAUAUUAAGAAGUACAUCAAAGUUGAGAAGAUUCCUGGAGGCCAAUUGGAGGACUCAAGGGUUCUAAGGGGAGUUAUGUUCAACAAGGACGUGGUUGCCCCUGGGAAAAUGAGGAGAAGGAUACUGAACCCCCGCAUCAUCCUUCUUGAUUGCCCUCUCGAGUACAAAAAGGGUGAAAACCAAACGAAUGCAGAGUUGGUCAGAGAGGAAGAUUGGUAAGCACAGAGGAAACUGGCAAAAUAAUUUUCCUUUUAGAUUAUAGAUUUAUGGUACUGCCAUCCUUUUUUCUAGGGUUAAUGAACUGCCUAUUGCUCCAUAAACGGGUAACUGCCUUACAAGCUGUACUGUUUUUUUUUUUUUUUUACAUUCAAAAUGAAAAUAGUUGCAGUCAUAAGAGUAGUCUGAUAAUCCUUAUGGAACUCUAAGAAUUAGACAUAUGAUGUCUUUUUGUACUUUAUAUGCUGUAGAUGGGUAUAUGGUUAGGGUUUCCUUUGAGCAGCUGACAUGAGUAGUUAUAGAUCCUCUUAUAUUGAAGAUGAAUAUAUUCCACUCAACUUUUCCAAUCUGUGGCUUUUUAUCACAUAAAUCCUAACAUUAAAAAGGCAUUAGAGUUGGCAAUCAUACACACAUAGAUGAUAGUAGGCCAAUGCUGGGGAUCUUCUUUAGCUUGAAGAAAAGCAUGUCCUUUCUAUCAGUCUAAUAUUGAACAGAUAUUAUGAAGAUACAUUCUUAUGAAGAAAUUGUUGCCAGGGCGAUCUUGCUGAAGAUGGAGGAAGAAUAUAUUGAAAACAUCUGCGUGCAGAUACUGAAGUUCAAGCCCGACUUGGUUAUUACAGAAAAGGGACUGAGUGAUCUUGCCUGCCAUUAUCUGAGCAAGGCUGGAGUCAGUGCUAUCAGGCGUCUGAGGAAGACUGACAACAAUAGGAUCGCAAGGGCUUGUGGGGCUGUUGUUGUUAAUAGGCCUGAUGAACUGCAAGAAUCUGAUGUUGGAACUGGGGCAGGUCUUUUCGAGGUCAAGAAGAUCGGAGAUGAGUUCUUUACAUUUAUUGUUGACUGCAAGGAUCCAAAGGCAUGCAGUGUUCUCCUGAGAGGUGCAAGUAAGGACCUUCUUAAUGAAGUCGAAAGGAAUCUGCAGGUACACGCUUCUUCUUUCGUGUGCAUGAUAUAUAUACUAGGCGAUCUUCUUUCUCUGAAGCCGAUACGCUUUGUCAACAGGAUGCCAUGUCUGUAGCGAGGAACAUCUUGAAGAACCCUAAGCUACUUCCAGGGGGUGGUGCCACAGAAUUGACUGUAUCAGCAUCGCUAAAGCAGAAGAGUUCUUCAAUAGAAGGUGUUGAAAAGGUGCAAUCUUCCCCUUUUCUUCUUGGGUUUUGUUUUUUUUCCUUUCGAUUGAGUGAAAAACAUAUUUUAAAUUUAAAUAAGGAUUUUUUUUAUCAUAUUAUCCUCUGGUUUCAUCCAAUGUGAUUAAUUUUUCUUGCUUUGUAAUGAAUUUAGUGGCCGUAUGAAGCUGCUGCUGUGGCUUUUGAGGCUAUCCCACGGACAUUGGCACAAAAUUGUGGAGUGAAUGUGAUUCGGACGAUGACUGCUCUCCAAGGGAAGGUAAAAAAAAAAAAAGGUCAACAGAUUUUCUUCAACAUUUGAGUUUCAAAGUUGGGAUUUUCGAUAAUCAUCAUCAAUGAUGCGAAGACCCAUCAGCAUGAGGGAACCUGGUUGACCGUGCCUCAACAUUAAGAUCUUGAUUUGCCCAUUUGGAGGAAAAGUCAAACUUAUGUGGCCUUCUGUGAUGCCUUCCGCUCCCUAGGAUCCAUCAAUAUAUUUAUACAUGAUUUGAACCCUUUGUUGCAGCAUGCGAGUGAGGAGAACGCAUGGGUCGGCAUCGACGGGAACACUGGCGCGAUUGUCGACAUGAGAGAGCAGCAGGUACGCGUGCCCAUCUGGCCCUCCCAGCUCUCAGACUUGCUUCCUUCCUUUCCCCUCCCUCUGUGGCUGGGCCCGGAGUGGAUGUUCUAACCAUUCUUUUCCUUCAUCCUCCCCAAACUACCCCCCGAAGAUCUGGGACUCGUUCAAUGUCAAGGCGCAGACUUUCAAGACCGCCAUCGAGGCUGCCUGCAUGAUCCUGCGGAUUGACGACAUCGUCAGUGGGAUCAAGAAGAAGCAAGCUCCUGGCGCUGGCCCGGCCCCAUCAAAGCCGAAGAUCGAAGAAGAAGGCGAUGCAGACGGCGAGCAGAUACUUCCCGACUAG
Molecule: messenger RNA, 7794 nt
Organism: Spirodela intermedia
Lineage: Eukaryota; Viridiplantae; Streptophyta; Magnoliopsida; Alismatales; Araceae
Source: the annotation of a GenBank genome assembly